AUGAUUGGGUUUCCACGUAGCCAAAUAGCCUCGGGCAAAAACAUCCACCUGCAUCCUAGAAGUCCUAUAGUCUCCUACAACACCAUCAGCGCGACCCAAAUGGAGACACCCGCCGAGAGCCCCACCGACCUCACGCCAAUUGGAUCACCCAGUUUGUCAACUCAGCACAGGCUUUCCCUGGCUGCAUUGCAAGCACACGAGGCACACCGUCGACGUGAUAACGCAUCGCUUAAUCACGAUCACAUCUACUUUGGACACUCGGUCGCACACUACGUGCCUGUUCCGCUGGCUGACGAGGAUAGAGACGGCGAUAUCAUGGAGAAGGCCUUGCCCCGGGUAGCCUAA
This is a messenger RNA of Sphaeroforma arctica JP610, 345 nucleotides long. RefSeq lists its product as hypothetical. The coding region runs from base 1 to 345 and encodes 114 amino acids. The transcript has a single exon. Lineage: Eukaryota; Ichthyosporea; Ichthyophonida. The record is from RefSeq and is a predicted model, not a curated record.